This is a messenger RNA of Pogonomyrmex barbatus (red harvester ant), 861 nucleotides long. RefSeq names its product aminopeptidase N-like. The record is from RefSeq and is a predicted model, not a curated record. Gene Ontology annotation, biological process: peptide catabolic process; proteolysis. Gene Ontology annotation, cellular component: cytoplasm; membrane. Lineage: Eukaryota; Metazoa; Arthropoda; Insecta; Hymenoptera; Formicidae. Gene Ontology annotation, molecular function: peptide binding; zinc ion binding; metalloaminopeptidase activity.
AUGUCUAAAACCUUACGUGAUAGGCUUGUCAAUCCUCGUUUGUCUGAUUUUAUAAAACCAAAAGGAUACGAAAUUGAAUUAACAUUAGAGACAGGAGAGAAUAUCUUCUAUGGAGAAUGUCGUAUUAUGAUUAUGAUUCUUAAGGCUACACGAAAUAUAAACCAGCAUUCAGCAAAUUUGGAAAUAACUGAAGUCAUAUUUACAGGAAAGACUAAUAGUUAUCUAAUAGUGGGUAAAGCACGUAAUAUUUCGUAUAUACACGAACUGCAAAUUGUCGUCUUGUAUUUCUCUGAAGUUCUACGGCCUAGUAAUUAUAUUUUGAGCAUAACGUAUAAAGGUGUUCUUGCUAAUGAUGGAGGUUUUGUCAAGGUUUCGUAUAUAAAUAAGAUAGAAGAAAAAAGUUUGACUGAUGAUGGCGUGGAUAAAUUGGCGUUCGUACUUCACAGCAUAUAUUGUGAAUAUUUAUAUAUAACGAAUCAUUUGUAUGUUGUGUUUAGAGAAGAAGAUAUUAUUUACAAUGAAAAAAUAGAUCCCAUUGCACGCAAAAUAGAGUCAUCACGUAAAAUAGGACGUAAAGUGGUUGGUCAAUUGUUUGGUACCGCGGUUAGUCCAUCAUGGUGGUCUUGCAUGUGGCUGAAUGAGGGUAUUGCUAUGUUGUUCGGCGUGUAUACAAUCAAUCAGAUUAUGCCUGAGAGUCGAAUGUUGGAUUUAUUCGUAGUCCAGACUCAACAAGAAUCUCUCCGUCUAGAUGAUUCACAAGUUAUGAAUCCUCUUGGUUCAGAAGUUGACAGUAUCUCUGAAAUUAAUUCUCUCUUCUCUUUCAUAUUACCUAUUACAUAAAAGGUAUAGAGUAGUGAAUAA